AUGAAAAUUCAGCAUUGGCAAAUACCAUUGAGUAAAAGAUUUAGAGCUUUGAAAUUAUGGUUCGUUAUAAGAUCAUUCGGUGUUAAAGGACUUCAAAAUCACAUUCGUAACAGUGUAAAUUUAGCUGAAAAAUUUGAAAGAUUAAUAAUGGAAGAUUCGAGAUUUGAAAUUCCGGCAGCGAGACAUCUUGGUUUGGUCGUUUUUAGACUCAUCGGUGAUAACGAAUUGACGGAAAAAUUAUUAAAAAAAUUAAAUUUAAAAGGGAAAAUUCAUUGCGUACCUGCUUCCUUAAAGAGAACGACAAUUAACGAUCUUAUGGAAGAUUGGGAUGAAAUAAAAACAACAGCAGACGAAGUCAUCAAAGAGAAAAAUGAAAUAUUAAUUACCGAUAAAAAAUCCAAAAUGUCAUUGGCUGGUAAAAUAAUAAUAAUAAUUAUCCUCAACAUUUUUUUUUUUUUGGUAAAAUGA
This is a messenger RNA of Pediculus humanus corporis (human body louse), 468 nucleotides long. RefSeq names its product aromatic amino acid decarboxylase, putative. The coding region runs from base 1 to 468 and encodes 155 amino acids. The record is from RefSeq and is a predicted model, not a curated record. The transcript is spliced from 4 exons. Gene Ontology annotation, molecular function: histidine decarboxylase activity; pyridoxal phosphate binding. Gene Ontology annotation, biological process: histamine biosynthetic process; L-histidine catabolic process. NCBI's taxonomy places the organism in Eukaryota, Metazoa, Arthropoda, Insecta, Psocodea, Pediculidae.